AUGCCAAUAGCCUCUGCAGCAUCGCUGGAUAACAUGGUCUUUUAUCAAGGCCCACCUUUGCAGUCGGCCGCACGUAAGACGUCUGAACGUAUCCCCGCCUCGAAAAGCGGACCUGGCGAAGUCGUGUUCAGCUUAUCGAGCCGUUGCCAGCCGCCGAUUGACCCUUUCGGCGGAGAAAUCGACACUGGCUCUCUGAAGCUUCGUGUAGCGUCUAUGAUCGCACCGUUGCACGGUCAGAAGCUCAGUUCGUCCCAACCACUACCUGGGGCUAGUCGCAGUUCGUUCCUCGACGAGACAGUGCAGACCCCGGAUGCCGCGUUCUCGACGCCCAAAAUUGUGUCAACCGUGGAACCAGUCGAUUCCACUCGUUCACCAAGUAGCGUAGCCAAGCUGCUGGGGCCUACGGACAAGCUCUACGGCGCUCUUAUUUCAUCCGCCGGGCCCAUUAUCCAUUCUCGCCCCGAAGACACGGAGUCUACCUCUCUUGGAGAGACUGGUGAUAAUUGUGGGCCGUGGUCCGAUGGCGGAGUGCCUGCUCGCGACCUAUCGAAUCGACGGCCUUCUGCGCGCUCCACAAGCUGGCCGAGCCCAACAGCGUGCGAUGAUACCGAUGAGUAUUCUGUCGGAUUUCCAAUCUCGACCCUGGUCCCGUCGGCCGAUUUCGAUGGCAGCAACAGUGACCCCCUCUGGCGACCACACAAGAAUACUGAUGACCUAUUGUGUGAAGCCGCUUCCAUUCACAAGGCUCGCUCUUGGUGUUCGCCGUCCUGGCCAGAAAAUAGUGCUCGAUCCGCCGAAGUCAUCAAUUCGGUUGCCGUAGACCACGAGGAAGUUGCAAGGACGCAUCCGCAGAGGUCUUUGCAGUCCGGCGCACAUCGCCGGACGGAAUGCUUGGCCACAGCUAAAACCGACGACAGCGAAAGCGAAGCUCCGCGGAAGCCUUACCGGAGACUUCGCACGAAAAGGAGCUCGCGUCCCAUUAGCAAUGGCGCACAUCUACUAUCGCGCU
Molecule: messenger RNA, 1009 nt
Organism: Recurvomyces mirabilis
Lineage: Eukaryota; Fungi; Ascomycota; Dothideomycetes; Mycosphaerellales; Teratosphaeriaceae
Exons: 3
Source: RefSeq, a predicted model, not a curated record